Messenger RNA from Lotus japonicus, 1350 nucleotides. RefSeq names its product mitochondrial import inner membrane translocase subunit TIM17-2-like. Gene Ontology annotation, cellular component: mitochondrial inner membrane; TIM23 mitochondrial import inner membrane translocase complex. Gene Ontology annotation, biological process: protein import into mitochondrial matrix. Lineage: Eukaryota; Viridiplantae; Streptophyta; Magnoliopsida; Fabales; Fabaceae. The transcript has a single exon. The record is from RefSeq and is a predicted model, not a curated record. Gene Ontology annotation, molecular function: transmembrane protein transporter activity. The coding region runs from base 528 to 1148 and encodes 206 amino acids.
CACGUGACUACAUUCAAGAUAAAGUACAAGCUUGAUUGCCUGCCCAAAGCCAAACCUUCGGACAAGGAGGCAUCAAGAUAGCAGAAACCAUAGUGACAAGCCACCGCCAAUACCUCACGUGAGCUAUCCCCCACAAUCAUCCCAAAAACCGACCUCCUCUAUCGAAGAAACAACAACAUCCAUAUUAAACUUGUGCGACAGACAAACAAGUCACCAUAACCGACUACAACACAUCUGGAACCGCAACAACAACUGAGACCAGCAAGAGUUAGCUAUGGUUUCUUAUUACUUUUCUUAUUCCACAAUUUCUUUUAGAUAAAAUACUUAGGCUAAGUUUGUUUAUGCAUUGGUCAUGUUGAUUUUUGGAUCUUAAAGUAGUACUGAUUUUCUUUUUUUAUUGUUUUAAUUAUUCUUCGUAACUCCUUCCCCAAGCAAGUUCCCAUUCCUAAACCCAAACUGAGAAAUUCUAUUCUCCAUUGUUUCCCGACCCGAAUCCUAAACCCUAAACCCUAAACAGAGACCAUUCCAUGGGAACGCCGGAGACAUCACGAGAACCAUGCCCCGAUCGGAUCCUCGACGACAUCGGCGGCGCGUUCGGAAUGGGAGCGGUGGGUGGCUCCGCCUUCCACUUCCUCAAGGGCCUACACAACUCCCCUAACGGCCAACGCUUCCUCGGCGCCUCCCAAGCCGUUCGCCUCAACGCCCCACGCGUCGGUGGCAGCUUCGCCGUCUGGGGCGGCCUCUUCUCCGCCUGCGACUGCACCCUCGUCUAUGCCCGCCAGAAGGAGGACCCCUGGAACUCCAUCCUCGCAGGUGCCACCACCGGCGGCAUCCUCGCCAUGCGCCAGGGUCUCCGCGCCUCCGCCCGCUCCGCCGCAUUCGGGGGAGUUGUACUUGCUCUCAUCGAGGGUGCUGGCAUCGCCCUCAACAAGUUCAUCAGCACGCAGCAGCCCAUGCCGGAACUCAUGGAGGAGCCAGUGGUGGCCACUGGGUUUCCUUCAGAGGAUUCAGCCUCCGUCGGGACAUCGUGGCUCGGUGGUUUGCUCGGCAGAGGGAAGAAAGAGGAUCCUCGCGAGAGCGCCGGAAGCCAAACGAAGAUUCUGGAGAGUUUUGAUGCGCCCCCUGUGCCUAAUUUUGAGUACAAUUGAACUAGUGAUUCUUUUGUGGGUUGAAAUUGUAAUGUUAUUGAAAUUUAUUGUGUUGGUGAAUGAUUAUCUCUCAUAGUCAUAGCAGAAAUUUAUUACUUGUUGUCUAAUCUUCUUUGACAAUAAUAUACAUGUGUAGUUGUAGUAGACUUUUGUAUUACAGAUAUUUUGUGUUCUUAAAUUAUUGAUUCAAUUUUACUUUGAA